CAAAACAGACAACACCAGCGGCACGUGUUGGUUUUAUCAUGGCGGCCCCCGCUAAAAAGAUGGUUGGUGUCUCUGACGACUCUAGCAGUAGUGACGACGAAGUGCUUAAAAGGUGUCAGGAGGCAGUUUGGGAAACACGAAGUGACAAGAAGAAAGAUGGGGACAGCAAUGUGCAAAAGUCAAAGCGUGUUGUUGUUGCUGACCAUGAACACGAUGGCAAUGAGCUCCAGGUCACCCAGGGGUUUCGAACACACGUCUCUAAGAAGUUGGGACAGCUUCUUGACAGUUCCAUUACAGUGAUGAAGGCUGAAACUUUGUCCUGUGCGGAAUCAGUGAAAUGUGCUGCUGCUGCUGCUGCUGAUGAUGAUGAUGAAGGCUUUCGUCUGUUUUCUACGUCAGUCCCGGGACGGAUGGCUGAUGAUCCUCCAGUCCCUGUGAGGCGUCGGCCUGCACCCAGCUCAAGUGACAGCGAUAGUGAGAUGGAAACGAGGCUGAAGGAGGCAGCGGUGUCCCUCAAAGAUCUUAUGCCCACAUUGUCAACGCCCCCCACACUCUCCACUCCCUCAGCAGAGCCUCCCUGCUCCGAAAAAAUCAAGAAAAAGAAGAAAGUAGUAGAGGGAGAGGAGAGCCAUGUUGUUAAAAAGAAAAAGAGGAAACGGAAGCAAGAAGAGAGUGAGCAGUUGGACUAUGCAGGUUCUCCUCUUAAUCAGUCAGGCAAUCAAAUAAAUGGUAAGCACGGGGACUCAGAGCAGGAACACACACAAGUUAAGGUAAAACGGAAAAAGAAGAAGAAGCAGCAACCCACAGAAGAAGCAGCUUUGAACUGAAUUUCUUAUGACCAAUCUUAGACUGUUUCUGGACGUUACUUUGUUAUCCGGUCUGCCAUAGUUUGUCACAAGCUUGAAAUAUAUUUCCCAAAAGAUUUAGAGGAUAUUUUAGAAAGCUGUGUGUUUCAGAACAUAUGAUGAAGGUAUACAGUGUAUACACAAAAACGUUUUUUUUUUUCAUUAAAAAGCUUUUUUUUAACUUUGUCAUGAAAGACAUUCAUUAUUGUGAAAAAGCGUUACAAGGCAGUGACAUAAAAAAUGCAGGUAACAUGCGGUUUACAAGUUUCAACUUAAUGUACAAUUUCCUAAACGUUUUAAUAAAAAUACAUUCUGGUGUUGA
This is a messenger RNA of Centropristis striata (black sea bass), 1167 nucleotides long. RefSeq names its product chromosome 7 C12orf43 homolog (gene c7h12orf43). Bases 39 to 827 code for a protein of 262 amino acids. NCBI's taxonomy places the organism in Eukaryota, Metazoa, Chordata, Actinopteri, Perciformes, Serranidae. The transcript is spliced from 6 exons. Gene Ontology annotation, biological process: Spemann organizer formation; Wnt signaling pathway; negative regulation of Wnt signaling pathway. The record is from RefSeq and is a predicted model, not a curated record.